AGUAUAUCCAUGUAUCUUGCCCUUGAACACUCUUCUCAAGAUGCCUACAACCGAAUAUGUAGAGCUACAACACGCAACUUUGAGAGUGCAGAAGGAAUCGAUGAAAUGCUCAGUUUUUAUGCUAUCGAGAAGUUCAUCGCAAAAUACACAGGAGUCGAGUCUGUAGAGCAUGACAUGAGUCUGCAAUCGUGUCUCGCAUUCAUCAGUCCAUACUCCAAUGACAGCACUUGUUCAUUAUGC
Suillus fuscotomentosus is the source of this 240-nucleotide messenger RNA. RefSeq lists its product as uncharacterized. The transcript has a single exon. The record is from RefSeq and is a predicted model, not a curated record. The annotation marks the transcript as partial. Lineage: Eukaryota; Fungi; Basidiomycota; Agaricomycetes; Boletales; Suillaceae.